Aspergillus glaucus CBS 516.65 is the source of this 291-nucleotide messenger RNA. Its product is annotated as HNH endonuclease signature motif containing protein. Lineage: Eukaryota; Fungi; Ascomycota; Eurotiomycetes; Eurotiales; Aspergillaceae. The record is from RefSeq and is a predicted model, not a curated record. The transcript has a single exon. The annotation marks the transcript as partial.
UUCUUUCGCACAUACAGCGUUGGUACCUCGGGGCGCGAAAGUGCUUUUCGGGACGGCGUUCGUGGACGAGACAGAAAGUGCAUGAUCUCCGGCGGAGGCGGCUUACUCGCAAGCUUGGGAGUGUGGACAAAACUCGAGGCGGCGCAUGUAUUCCCUCUGGAGUGCGAGAAUCUUUGGAACGAAUUCGGAUACUCGAGCUGGAUCACCAAUAUGAACGAAACCACAGGAGUAUCAAAAAUCAACUCCGUCCAGAACGCACUGUUGAUUAGGCGUGGUCUCUAUUCACAUUGA